CCUGGUCUGAGCUCCGCCUUCCUUCUAUCAUUCCCACAAGGCAGCAGGAGCAGAGAGCAGCCAUUGCUGUGUCUGGCAGCAGGAUUAAACAGUAGUGAAGAAGACAUCCUGUGAGCGUGAGACACCCAGCAGCCAUCCUCUUGUGUCAGGAGGACUUAUAAGGACCCAGAGCCCAAUCACGGAGGGGGAGUAUAUAGAGGAACACAGGGGUCUGUACAAGGACGUGAUGAUGGAGAAUCACCGGCCCCUCACAUCACUGGAUGGGCCCAGUAACAGAGAUACCCCAGGGAGAUGUCCCUGUCCUCUGUAUUCCCAGGAUUGUACAGAGGAGAAUCACAGGAUCCCACAGGAGGAUCAGGUAGAACGUCUGUCUGAUAUUAAAACAGAAGAUAUAGAGGAAGAAGAAGAGACGUAUCUGAGAGGUGAUCAGCAGUGUAAGGAGGAGGAAAUUCCUACAGAUAUCAGCACAGGGUCCACAGUAGUAUCCACAGGAUAUACAUUGGGAUUGGCACCAACUAAGCUUUCGGCCUCCCAGAAUGCAACAGGCUCUUCCACAGAUACGGAGACAGUUCCACUGGAGGGGGAGUAUAUAGAGGAACACAGGGGUCUGUUCAAGGACGUGAUGAUGGAGAAUCACCGGCCCCUCACAUCACUGGAUGGACCCAGUAACAGAGAUACCCCGGAGAGAUGUCCCCGUCCUCUCUAUUCCCAGGAUUGUACAGAGGAGAAUCACAGGAUCCCACAGGAGGAUCAGGUAGAACGUCUUUAUCGUAUAAAGGCAAAAGAUAUAGAGGGAGAAGAAGAGACGUAUGUGACUGAUAUGAACGCAGACGAUAUAGAGGGAGAAGAAGAGACAUAUGUGACUGAUAUAAAGGCAGAAGAUAUAAGGAGAGAAGAAGAGACGUAUGUGACUAAUAUAAAGGCAGAAGAUAUAGAGAGAGAGGAAGAGACGUAUGUGACUGAUAUAAAGGCAGAAGAUAUAGAGGGAGAAGAAGAGACGUAUGUGACUGAUAUAAAGGCAGAAGAUACAGAAGGAGAAGAAGAGACGUAUGUGACGGAUAUAAAGGCAGAAGAUACAGAGGGAGAAGAAGAGACAUACGUGACGGAUAUAAAGGCAGAAGAUAUAGAGGGAGAAGAAGAGACGUAUGUGAGGGGUGAUCUGCAGUGUAAGGAGGAGGAGAUCCCUACAGAUAUCAGCACAGCAGAUGGACACACAAGCAGGAAUAUCUCAGAAGGACAUCUAAUGUUAUCCCCAGAUUGUGAAAUAAAAGAUAAUGACAGUAGACAGGAUUCUCCAGCUGCUAACCCCAUUACCCCAAUUAUACAUCCAGCUCUAUCAGCUGAUCCCUCUGAUCCUGGGAAAUGUUCUCCUGAUCACUCUGAUAUUGGUGCAUCUGAUACAGCUCUGAGAGUAGAUACAGUGUUUCCCUGUUCUAUAGAUGCCAGAUGUUUUGCACAGAACACAAAGCGUAUUACCAAUCAGCCAGUUAAGGCAGGUGAAAAGCCAUUUCCAUGUUCUGUGUGUGGGAAAUGUUUUACAUAUAAAUCGGCUCUUGUUACACAUCAGAGAAGUCACACAGGUGAGCGGUCAUUUCCAUGUUCUGAGUGUGGCAAAUAUUUUACAUAUAAAUCAAAUCUUGUUAGACAUGAGAGAAGUCACACAGGUGAGAAGCCAUAUUCCUGUUCUGAGUGUGGGAAAUGUUUUACACAGAAAACAGCUCUUAUUGGACAUGAGAGAAGUCACACAGGUGAAAAGCCAUAUUCCUGUUCUGAGUGUAGAAAAUGUUUUGUACGGAAAUCACGUCUUGUUGCACAUCAGAGAACUCACACAGGUGAGAAACCAUUUCCAUGUUCUGAGUGUGGGAAAUGUUUUGCCCAGAAAUCAGCUCUUAUUGGACAUGAGAGAAGUCACACAGGUGAGAAGCCAUAUUCCUGUUCUGAGUGUAGGAAAUGUUUUGCAACUAAAUCAUUUCUUGUUAUACACCAGAGAAGUCACACAGGUGAGAAGCCGUAUUCCUGUUCUGAGUGUGGGAAAUGUUUUGCACAGAGAUCACAUUUUGUUAUUCAUCAGUAUGCUCACACAGGUGAGAGGCCAUUUUCCUGUUCUGAGUGUGGGAAAUGUUUCGCACAUAAAUCAGUUCUUGCUACACAUCAGAGAAGUCACACAGGUGAGAAGCCAUAUUCCUGUUCUGAGUGUAGGAAAUGUUUUCCACAGAAAUCACUUCUUGUUAUACAUCAGAGUAGUCACACAGGUGAGAAGCCACUUCCAUGUUCUGAGUGUGGGAAAUUGUUUUCAUUGAAAUCAAAUCUUAUUAGACAUCAGAGAAGUCACAUAGGUGAGAAGCCAUAUUCCUGUUCUGAGUGUAGGAAAUGUUUUGCACGGAAAUCAUCUCUUGUUAUACAUCAGAGAAGUCACACAGGUGAGAAGCCGUAUUCCUGUUCUGAGUGUGGGAAAUGUUUUGCACACAAAUCACAUUUUGUUAUUCAUCAGCAUGCUCACACAGGUGAGAUGCCAUUUUCCUGUUCUAUGUGUGGGAAAUGUUUCGCACAGAAAUCAGCUCUUGUUACACAUCAGAGAAGUCACACAGGUGAGAGGCCAUUUUCCUGUUCUGAGUGUGGGAAAUGUUUUGUACGGAAAUCAGCUCUUGUUACACAUCAGAGAAGUCACACAGGUGAGAAGCCGUAUUCCUGUUCUGAGUGUAAGAAAUGUUUUGCACGGAAAUCAGAUCUUGUUCCACAUCAGAGAAGUCAUACAGGUGAGAAGCCGUAUUCCUGUUUUGAGUGUGGGAAAUGUUUUGCAUAUAAAUCAAAUCUUGUUACACAUCAGAGGAGUCACACAGAUGAGAAGCCAUUUUCCUGUGGUGAGAGAAAUAAAUCUGCUCUUGUUGAACAUAUUAGACAUUACCCAAGUACGGAACCAUUUAAAUCUUCUGGAGUAUAAUUAUCACUGUCAUGCAAUGUUCGUUAAGAGUGAAUCCUAUCUCCUAUGCUUUAUAAAAUAUACAUGCUACCACUGGGUGAUGUAAUCAGACGUCAUGGCCUGGUCUACCACUGCUAUGCAGAUGACCUGCUCUUUGCUCCAUGUACUGAGAACCUAAUACCAAUCCUAAAUAGUUGUCUAGCUGAGCGCCAGGGGUGGAUGAUGCCAGCCCAGCAUUACAUGGUCCAAGGUACCAGAAGCAGCUUCUGCCUCCUUACUGCUCUGCUUGCUUGCUUCUACAGAUGAAAGACUGUUACCAGCAGUACCAAGAAUCUCCUGUAAUUCAGUAAUUCAUUUAAGGGUUGAACGUUUAGCUUUGCAGCCCUGACCAUGGAACUCACUGCCUUGCACAGUCCAAGAGACCACCACUCUAGAGACCUUCACAAACAGACUAAUGACUGUUACUCACGCUUUUCAUUAAUGUACCUCUAUUUACUUCCUAAAUAAUACAUCCCAAAUGCUUAGGUCUUUUUUUCUGCUGUUUAUUUUGUAUCUUGUGCUUUGUAUAAUUGUGAGUGUCUAAUACCAGUUUGCACAAUCUGUAUUGCUGCACGACAAUAUGGCGGCCAUUGGAACGUGUUUUCACUUCUAGUUUGCCUAACUUGUUGCAGACACUCAUCUUGAUCAGGAGUGUCGAGUGUUUUCUGAUACAAGAUCCUAUCCAUAUAUACCCUGUACAUUAUCAUGUGCAUUAGAGUCACCCGGGUUCCAUCUGCAGUGGUUUGUUGUAUGUUACGUCUAUAUGGUGCGGAUACUCCUCUGUAUGAUUUCAUAAUA
Messenger RNA from Pseudophryne corroboree (corroboree frog), 3757 nucleotides. Its product is annotated as zinc finger protein 271-like. The record is from RefSeq and is a predicted model, not a curated record. Gene Ontology annotation, molecular function: RNA polymerase II cis-regulatory region sequence-specific DNA binding; DNA-binding transcription factor activity, RNA polymerase II-specific. NCBI's taxonomy places the organism in Eukaryota, Metazoa, Chordata, Amphibia, Anura, Myobatrachidae. Gene Ontology annotation, cellular component: nucleus. The transcript has 11 exons. Gene Ontology annotation, biological process: regulation of transcription by RNA polymerase II. Bases 227 to 2941 code for a protein of 904 amino acids.